Molecule: messenger RNA, 814 nt
Organism: Ceutorhynchus assimilis (cabbage seed weevil)
Lineage: Eukaryota; Metazoa; Arthropoda; Insecta; Coleoptera; Curculionidae
Source: the annotation of a GenBank genome assembly
UUUUGACAGAUUGUCAUUCUUGUCAGUAAACAACAUUUUUCAAAACAAUUCAAAUUUUCUUUUGGAAAAACGUGUAUUUUCUUAUAAUAUAAAAGGAAAAUCAUGGCAGAAACAAUGAAACAGACGGUUGCGACCAUGCUCAGCGGUAUAGAAAGAUACAAUCCAGACAAUUUACCAACCCUGGAACGUUAUGUGGAAAUGCAAUCGAAAGAAAACACUUACGAUUUGGAAGCUAAUCUGGCCGUAUUAAAAUUGUACCAGUUCAAUCCUCACAGUUUCAAUAUCGAGAUUGCCUGUCAGAUUUUGUUGAAGGCCCUCACCAAUUUGCCCCACACCGAUUUCAUUUUGUGCAAGUGUUUGCUGACUGAGAAACAGUUGGCUGCCGAUCCAAUUAAUCAAAUCAUCUACCUUGCCGACAUUUUGGAACAGUGCGAUUUCCAACUUUUCUGGGUCCGUAUCCGCACAACGCCAGAACUAACUCAGAAAAUAUCUGGCUUUCUGGACUCCAUCAGGAAGUUCGUCUGUCACGUGGUAGGAAUAACUUUCCAGACCAUCGAAAAGAGCCAUCUGAUUCAACUGUUGGGCGAAAUCGAGGAGAAGACUUUGCAAGUUUGGGUGAAAAAAUAUGGAUGGAAAAUGGAAGGCGAAAAUUUGGUAUUCAUAGGCAAUCAGGAUGAGAAUAUUAAAACUAAAAAUAUCAGCGAAAAAAUUGAUUUUGAUAGUGUUGGUCAUAUUAUGGCUUCAUGUCGUUAAAUAUAAAUGAUAAUUUUUUUUUUGGAUAAAAUUUGUUUUAUUGAAACUCUGGCAUAAGGAU